Prorocentrum cordatum is the source of this 344-nucleotide messenger RNA. The record is from the annotation of a GenBank genome assembly. Lineage: Eukaryota; Dinophyceae; Prorocentrales; Prorocentraceae.
GAACAGGCGCUGGCUUUCAGCAUCCCGCCUAAGGAAGUGGCCAAGUGGAGGAGCUCCAUUGAGCAGGUCCUCCAGUCUGGCCAGCUGUCGCCCGCGGGCGCGGCCAAGCUGGCGGGAAUGCUUGGGCGGGGCGCUUCCGCCGUCUUCGGCAGGGGCGCCCGCGUUUACUUGGCUCCGCUUUUCCAUUGGUCCACCGGGGGGCGAGCGCUGUUGAACACGCGCUUGAGGCGUGCGCUCGAAUGGUGGCUGCGAUUCUUGGCUGCCGCGCCCCAGCGGCAUGUCCCGCUGCGGUGGCGGGCAAAGCAGCGCGUGCUUUUUUACUCGGAUGCAACGGGCGGCGGCAG